UGCGCUCGGCUUCAACGCCGUGCCGCCUCGCUGUCCCGCCGCAUCACCGGCCGGGACCCUCGGGACACGCGCGGGGCGGGGUAUCGUCCGGACAGCAUUCUCUUCCUCUCUUCCGCCGUGGGAGUUCACCGCUGGGCCGUCGCCGUCUGUCGAGGACCCUCGUCGGCCCGUUCCCGCGCCAGCAGUGCCAGCUUCGCAUCUCUAAUACCUGGAAGAUUCAGGAAGCAAAAUGGAUUUUAAAAUGAUCGUUGUCGCUAUGCUGCUUCCUGGACUUGGAUUAACUGCUGCUUCAAAAUAUAACACUAGACUAAAGGAUUAUUGGAGUACAGAUUCACUACUUGAGAAGAAAAUCGCCACAGCUCAAAGUAAUAUUAAUCCGCAGUAUAUACUGAGUCCAGUUCCAUGUCAACACAUGAAAAACUUGUCCGAGCACAACGAUACGGCUAAUAAUCACCAUGAAAACUACUUUAAGUAAGUUGAAAUCGUCCGUUCAAGCAAAACCCCACAACGCGUUCAGGAGCUAUGACGGCUCCGGCAACAACUUGUACCACGUGACUUGGGGAGCGGCCAACACCGCUAUGAAGAGAUUAUUACCGGCCAGUUACUCCGACGGAUUGGAAGAGAUUCGGCUGUCGGUUUCCGGCAAAGAUCUCCCCAGCGCCAGGCUGCUAAGCACCCGCCUGUUCCACUCCGGGAGCGAAGAAGACCUGGACAUAUCCCUGCUGACCCUGCACUGGGGCCAGAUCGUCGCGCACGACAUGGCUUCCAUCACGAAAACUACGCAGACCAGACCGCCGUACACGGACUGCUGCGCGCUGGCCGACGACCUGCCCAUCCCCAUGCGGGUGGGCGAGGAGCGCUGCCUGCCCAUCAAGGUGCCGAGGGACGACCCCGUGUUCUCGCGCCGACGGCAGAGGUGCUUCAACUUCGUGCGCUCCGGCACGCGCGACGACGGCUGGCGCUGGAGGCCGGUGGAACAGGUGGCGGAGGUGACGCACUGCCUGGACGCGUCCUUCGUGUACGGCUCCGGGCCGCGGCUGGCGCAGGAGCUGAGGCAAUUGGCCGGGGGCCGGCUCGGCGCAGAGUGGAGGGGCGGCAGAGACCUGCUGCCCCCGGCGCCGGACAAGCUCGAGAGGUGCGCCGUGCGGUCCGCGAGGGAAGUCUGCUACCUCAGCGGAGACGAUCGGACCAACCAGAACCCCAACCUGGCCGUCAUGCAGACCGUGUUCCUGAGGGAGCACAACCGAGUGGCUGAGGAGCUGGCGUGCCUCAACCCUCACUGGGACGACGAGAGACUGUACCAGGAGGCCAGGAGGAUAGUCAUCGCUGAACACCAGCACAUCACCUACCACGAGUACCUCCCGAUAAUACUUGGCACGAGAGCUUCGAUCGCAAUGAACUGCAGUUACGAAGAAAUAGUGAAUCCGUCCACUCUGAACAGCUUCGCGACGGCAGCAUUCCGACAUCAGCACUCCAACAUAGUUGGUACCAUGAGGCUGUUCGAUAAAAAUAUGAGGUUUGUAGAAGAGGUAAGACUCAGCGAUCACUUCGAAAACGCAGGCAAAAUCGAGCAUGGGUGUAUCUUCGAUGAGCUGAUACGAGGCAUGACCACACAAGGGCAGAAAAGAAGUGACGGGAAAUUCACUCCAGACAUAAGACAGAACCUGUUCCGCAACGGAAGCCUGGGCCAGGACCUGCUGGCUAUAGACAUACACAGAGGGCGUGACCACGGCCUGCCUCCCUACAACGACUUCCGACAGCUCUGCGGUCUGCCGCGGGCGACGGAGUUCGCAGACUUCACAGACACCAUUCCUUCCAAAAGCGUGGACGGACUGGCGCGAGAGUACGAGCACCCGGACGACGUGGACUUGAUGGUGGGAGGGAUGCUGGAGACCCCUGUACCCGGCGCGACCGCGGGACCCACCUUCGUGUGCAUCAUGGUCGAGCAGUUCUCCCGCUCGCGAGCUGGCGACAGAUACUUCUACGACAACCCGCACCAGAUCUACCCGUUCACCGAGUGCCAGUUAGCUGAGAUAAAGAAGGCAAGCGUGUCUCGCCUCUUAUGUGACAACUCUGACUCCAUAGAGAAGAUGCAACCUGGAGGAUUUUAUAGAAAGAGUUUUGUCAACAAGCCGGUACCGUGCUGCCGUCUGCCAGCGGUGGACCUAAGCAAGUGGAAGGAGCAUGACGAGAGCGACUUCCCGAUUGCGUAGCUGCAGUGUACGCUACAUCUUGCGUCUCAAGAGGAAAACUGUUUUCUCUCUCUCUAUCUCUCUCUCUCUCUCUCUCUCUAUCUCUCUCUCUCUCUCUCUCUCCUCGACACCACUUCGUAUUCAGUGCAAAUCACUGGCAAGAGUUGCUACAGUGGGAGAACGUACCAUCAUCUUGGAUAAUGUGGUAAACCGUCAAACGCGUUUUCGCACUUCGAAGCGUGUGUCUGGAGUUGUAUCAAGUACCAGUACCUCAUUAAAACAUUUAUUUUUUUAGUUAUUUUUUUUAUGAAAUUAAAAUAUUUAUUUACCGAGUAAACUAAAAAAGUUAUUGCACUAUUAUCAAAUGAAACGAAGUUGAUAUCAAUAAUUACAUGUGUGUAUGUUAAAGCUCAAAGAAGUCAAUGCAGUUAUGUAACAUGUAGCCUACUUAAAUAUUAAAAUGAUAUGAUCAACUUAACUAAUUUUGUGCUGUUCUUAUGUUUAACAUCUACGUCAAAUAAUGCCUGAAGUAAAGAUGAAUGUUACCAUUUGUUUUUUAUAGAAAAAUCUCACAAAAUUUAAAAAUAUAUAUAUUUAUUAAAGCUUGCUUGGUACAUGCAGAUACAUCGGCAAUGAACGACAUGAGCUAAAAAGAUUGUUAGUUUUUAUUAUACUUCGUUUUUUAAAAUAAAUUUACGGCCAAAGUUACUACUUUGCUGUUCAUUUGUUUCAUGCGAAAGAUGACGCAAAAUCAUUUAACAUUUUUCAAUAAAAAUUUUUAAUAUAUCUUCUUAAGGAAGCAAAGAUAACCUCAUACCCUCAAAGAGAAAUUCAUUACAGUUGCAUUAAUGUUUCCAUUAAUGAUUUUUCUCAUUUAGCAUACUUUA
Molecule: messenger RNA, 3079 nt
Organism: Bacillus rossius redtenbacheri
Lineage: Eukaryota; Metazoa; Arthropoda; Insecta; Phasmatodea; Bacillidae
Product: peroxidase-like
Exons: 14
Coding region: 456-2213 (585 amino acids)
Biological process (GO): response to oxidative stress
Molecular function (GO): heme binding; peroxidase activity
Source: RefSeq, a predicted model, not a curated record